This is a messenger RNA of Clunio marinus, 282 nucleotides long. The record is from the annotation of a GenBank genome assembly. Lineage: Eukaryota; Metazoa; Arthropoda; Insecta; Diptera; Chironomidae.
AUGAAAAGGAAUAAACUUGCAUUGAUGAAAGAUAAACUUUUCCCAAACAAAGAACUUCUUUUGCAGGUUUGUGUGUGUAUGUGUUAUGAAUUAGAGUCCAUUAAGAGAUUCCUUUCGAUAUUUAUUACAGGUUUUCAUCGGGAAAAUUUCCUCUUCAUCACAAAAAAUGUUCAUGGAUAUCAAACUAAUUUCAAGCUAAAAUGUGUUGAAUUUUCAUUACAAAAACUGACCGAAUUUUAUCACAUAAAACAUUGCUGCCCUGAACUAAAAUGGAUUCAUUAG